Molecule: messenger RNA, 5738 nt
Organism: Anolis sagrei ordinatus
Lineage: Eukaryota; Metazoa; Chordata; Lepidosauria; Squamata; Anolidae
Gene: FBXO30
Product: F-box protein 30
Molecular function (GO): protein binding; zinc ion binding; ubiquitin protein ligase activity
Source: RefSeq, a predicted model, not a curated record
GUAAAGCGAGGCGGCGAGGCAGCGCGAGUGUCGUUGCCGGGCCCGAGGUCCCCGCCCACUUCUCCUCCUCCCUCACCGGAACCGGAUCGAAUCUUGGAGCGCCUGGGCGGGGCUGCCUCUAGGGCCCUCAGCCCUCUUCCUUCGCGUCCAGAGAGAGGCACUUGGAGCAGAAGAGUCUGGCGGCGAGUGCGGAGUGCGGAGGGGGAGGGCCGCGGCGCGAGGACGGAGGCGCCUUCCUUCCUUCCUUCCUUUCUUCGUCCCCUCCGUGGGCUCGGAAGUCAACAAAUGGCGGCGGCGCCUUCUUGUGGGUGCUGUUUCUCCGCCCGAGGGGUGAGGCUGCUGCCCCUUCAGUAGCCCUAGCUCAGGCUCGCGGCCGGCCCAGAAGGAGCAGGGCGGCCAUAACUGACUGACUGACUCUGACUGACUGACAGACAGCUGGCGCGCCUCUUUGUGAGGUGGCGCAAGAGACGCCACUUGGGACCUGGGCAGAGAGAGAGAGGUUUUAGCCGACUGUGUGGCUUCUGUGGCGGGCAGCAAGAGAGUGUUCGUUGCUAGGGAGAAAACACUGAGCUGUAUGCAGAAGUGCUUUACAUGUGAAAUCUGGCAAGUCUGCUUUUGUUCCCGUGCUGCAUGCUCAUCAGAAACUCUGAGAAACUUGGGAGAAUACAUCCAAUACUGCAGGAUUCUGGAAGACAGCAAUAUUUCUUUCACCACGUUUGCACUGUCAGCAGAAGAUGGAAAUUGUACUGGUUCAGCUUUGAUUUUGCCUGAAGGAAAAGUUGAACCUGACACCAUGGAAGAACAUCAACAUUUACAUUGUGUCAACUGUGUUAGUCGGCGUUGUAUGAUAAGGCCAGAGGCUGGUGUUUCCUGUGACUUAAUUGGUUGCUCUAUGGUUUGUGGAGCAGUAUUUCAUUCAUGCAAAGCUGAAGAGCAUCGCCUUCUUUGUCCACUUGAAAGAGUGCCUUGUCUAAACAGUGGCUUUGGCUGUCCAUUUAUUAUAGCGAGAAACAAAAUGGCUGAGCAUCUAGAAACUUGCCCUGCCAGUGUGGUAUGCUGCACUAUGGAGUGGAAUAGAUGGCCUGUUAGUUAUGCUGAUCGAAAAUCUUACGAAAAUCUCAGUAAAGAUGUGGAUGAAGUUGAACAGUUAGAUAUGGCUCUUGCACUUCAAGACCAGCGAAUGCUCCUAGAAUCUCUCAGAGUAGCAACAAUGACAUCAAAAAUACCCAACGAAGUAUCAAAGUCCAAGGAGCUGACUUCUGUUACAAGUGAUCCAGAUGCUACACUUUCUAAUGACUUGAUACCUGUAGAUGAAGAGUCCUAUGGUGCACUUUAUCAGGCUACUGUGGAAACGACUAAGAGUUUAGCUACAGCUCUUGAUAUCCUUAACACUGCUACUAGAGACAUUAACAUGUUGGGUUCAAAACUUACUCUUUCACCAUGCAAAGCAAGUGAAAGCUUUCCAACAAUAGAACCGAAUUGUAGUGCAGAUAUGCAUAGUGAAGUACAACAUGAUUGUCUGGAUGAUGGCAAAAUGGGAGCAGUUGGUGGCAUACAGCUGGAUGCUUUGACUCAGAAUGCCCACGUGGAAAAAAAUGGAUCAAGUGACAUUUGUUAUGAUAUCAUGCAACAACAUACAUUGAAUAUGAACUUUGAUAAUACCUCCUUAUGUAAUGGCUUUCAUGUAGACAGUACAGACAGAAAUACAUUACCACAAAGUGAAGAACUAGAUGUGUGUAAAUCUGACCAAUCAAGUAUCACAAAUGGUGUAUAUAAUGCAUCUCCUUGUGAUGAAGCAUUGAGUUCUUGCAACGCUACUCCUGUAGCAACCCAAGUUAGGGAAGAAAUACCUCUACAUACUUUAUCGAAUGGCACCGUUAAUCAUAUAUACUUGCCACGUGACUGUAGUGGAGAACUAUUACAGAGGCAAAUAGAACAAGAGAGGCUUAGAAACAUUGAUGUGUUUUCAUUAAUUCCACAUCGUUCCUAUAAUUUCCUUUCAAAUCAUUAUUUUUCCGUACCAAAGGAAGACAAAGCAGUAGACACAUCAGAUUUGGAAAUAACAGAAGAUCCUAUGGGUGUUCAGGGAAUAGAUUUAAUCACAGCAGCAUUACUGUUUUGCCUUGGAGACUCUCCUGGUGGGAGAGGAAUAUCGGAUAGUCGUGUUAUUGAUGGAUACCAUGUUGAUUUUGGGACUCAGACGUUUUCUCUGCCAUCUGCAAUUCUAGCCACAAAUACAAUGGUGGGGGAAAUAGCUUCAGCCUCUGCAUGUGAUCAUGCAAAUCCACAGCUCUCAAAUCCAAGCCCUUUCCAGACUCUUGGACUAGACCUGGUACUAGAAUGUGUGGCUAGAUACCAAACAAAGCGUUCUAUGUUUACAUUUGUUUGUGGACAGCUAUUUAGAAGGAAUGAAUUUUCUUCACAUUUUAAGAAUGUACAUGGUGAUAUUCAUGCUGGUCUCAAUGGCUGGAUGGAACAGAGGUGUCCUCUGGCUUACUAUGGAUGUACAUAUUCACAGCGCAGAUUUUGUCCUUCAACACAAGGGGCUAAAGUUAUUCAUGAUCGACAUCUUCGAUCAUUUGGGGUUCAGCCCUGUAUAUCUACUAUGCUGACAGAGCCUGAUAAAAGAUGCUGCCUAGGACUACGUAGUGAUCAUCUGAGUAAUCUUCCUUUUGAGGUUCUGCAGCACAUUGCAGGUUUUCUGGAUGGCUUUAGUUUGUGUCAACUUUCACGAGUAUCACGCUUAAUGAGGGAUGUAUGCGGAAGUUUACUACAAGCACGGGGAAUGGUUGUAUUGCUGUGGGAAAAGAAGAUGUACCCAAAUGGAAGUUUUUCGUGGCAAGUAAAGGAAAAGGUAUGGCGAUUCAGCACAGCCUUUUGUACUGUAAACGAAUGGAAGUUUGCUGACCUUGUAAGCAUGGCUGACCAUUUGAAGAAAUGCAGUUACAAUGCUGUAGAGAGACGUGAGGAAGCUGUGCCACUGCCAUGUAUGUGUGUCACGCGAGAGCUUACAAAGGAAGGACGAUCAUUGCGUUCUGUCUUGAAACCUGUACUUUAGACACAAAUAACUUGCUUCCAGUUGCACACAUACACACUCAAGCACCUGAUAUAACCUCUGUAAUAUUUUGUGACACUUUAUUAAUUUACUAAAGAUGAUUUCUUGUCAUUAUGUACAUAAAUGUUUUGAAGUGGCAUUUAUUUUUUAUAACAUUGCCUGGUUAGAAAUAAUGAAAGUUGCCUUAAUGUCUGAAAAAAAGGAACUUCUUGGACAGGAUAGUUUUAUAUAACUUCUACUAUCUGUAAACGUUUCACUGGAAAUAUCUCUGAUCUAUUAGUGUCCAUUUUUUAAUAGUUUGACUUCUGAUUGCUACAGGUAUGUGUAUUAAGAGAUGACCUGGAAUGGUAUAGAAAAGAACCAGACAAAAUAAUUUAUCUUUGGUCUCUUUACAAAUUAGAAUAUAACAGUAAACUCCGAAGGUUAGUCAGCAUUUACCAGCACCGAUCUUGAACUAUUGCUUUAUUUUGUAAAGACUGCCAUGCUCAUUUAUGCUGACUGAAUUGUAUUUAAUGCCGUUUCUUGUUGAGGAGAAUAUAUAAGAUUUUUUCUUUAGUGGUGAUAUAUAGCAGUCUACAAAUCUUUCAAGUCAGUGGCAAAAUCUUUCAAUAGAUAAGAUUGGUGUCAGGCAGCAGCUUUUUUCCCAGUGAUACCUUCCCUUCAUGCUCAAUACAGUCUGCUGAUACUAGCCAUCAAAUAGAACAAGUUAUUAGUGCACACCUGGUCUAGCAUUUUGGGUUGAGAUGUUCCACCUUCAAUUGAUUUAGAUGAUAAAAGGAGGAUUUUAACAAAAUCUUUAUUUACUGUAAAUUUGCUCCACAGAAUUCAUAUUUUAGGUCACUACAUAUAAUGAAGGGCUUGGGUUUUAUGAUGUUGAUGGAAUACACUUCACUCUUAAAAUGUUUACCUAUGUACUGCUUGGCCUCAAUGUUUCAAAUCGUAUAGGACUCUGAUUCUAAGCACACUUUGCAAAUUUGAACAGAACUUCAAGGUGUUUAGGAUAGAAGUACCAGUGUGCCAUCUUUAUAAGAUGAGAAACCCAUUCAUUGCAUUAAGCAUAUCUUAAACCCAUAGACAUUCAUUUCAUAACUCCAUUAUUUUCCAUAGUCUUCCAUAGUGAAGACAUUAUUUUGAAUGUUUACUGUAACUACAAGAAUGCCUUUAACUAUACUGGAAAGCAACAAGGCUUUCAUUCUUGAUACUGUUGGAUCAUCAAACUUGGUGCCACAGAUAGUAUGUUUCCAAUUUUUAAAGAAGAGCUUUGAAAAAAAGGAAAAUCACAAUGGCUGCAUUUGUAAUGUUUGUAAUGAACCCAGGUAUACUUGACACAGAAGUUUGUAUGCUCAGCACAUAAGAAUCCAGCCUGGGAAAUAAUUAUAUUUUUCAUUACUUAGGCUGCCCCAUUUCUUAAACAAACCAAUCAACCUCAGCCUCAUUCUCUAGUGCCAUAUACUAACAAGACCAUUAAGGAAUGUGGGUAUUAGCUCUGUGUAGCUGAUUUUUAUAAUACUGGAUCUUGGGAUCAUUUAAUUGUUCAUCAGCUGCCUUUCUCUUUGAAGAGGCAAUUUUUCUUUCAGUCCUGCCAAAUUUUGUUGAUAGAUAAACACUUCUGAUUUUAUGCCAGCGGCAGGUUGCUGUUGGCAUAGAAGAAGGUUCAAGUGGAAUUAGAAGUAAGUGAUUCUGCCUUGCUCGUGUCACCCCAUGUUUGUCCAAAACUGACACUGGAGGCUGGAGAACCCUUCAGAUUCCCACUUUGGGUGAUGCAGCAGGCUGCAGUGGGAAGAGAAGGUUCAGCUGUGCUAUCUUUCUACGCAAUGCUGACUUUAGGUAUAGUGGUUUGGAAAAGAGGGAACAGAGACCUCAUUUUAUACAAGCCCUGAUAAUACGUUGAACCUUCUUUGAUCCCUGGUAUCUCUACACUCAGAAAAAAUGUAAUCCCCAAAGGUAGUGUGUGCUUCUUUCAGCAGCGUGUGGGCAUUUGCAUUUCUCUGAAAAAUGAGAGAGAACUGCAAUUUGAAAUAACUAAGAAGAUUCAUUCCAAAUGUACCAAGUUAUUACACUAAUGUUUUGCCACUAAAUACCUUCCCCAUGUAAACCUUAUAAACAUUCAUAUUUUGUGGCUGAACAGAAGUCAGCAGAAAUAUAGCUUGACUGCUUAAAAAAGACUUUGCAGCUGAAGAAGUUCUACACUAGAUGGCUCUAGCUUCAAACAAAAACCAGUUGCACCUGGGGUGAGCAAUUGGUUUGUUUUUCUACCAUAUUAAGCAUUUUGAACACUUCUUUCUCAACACUACAUGCACUUUUACUUUUAAAUCUAGAUACUGUGUUUUUUAAAAGUUAAUCCAGAGCUAUUAAAAUAAUGCUGUAAAAAUUCUGUUCAGUAUAUUCUUACGUACAGGAAAACAACAUAAAUCUACAGUACCAGUAUUUUAUACUGCUAUGCAGGGUUUGUUUGUUAGGUUUUUUAUUUUAAAAAAACACAGUAUUUUUCAAUACUUGACCUCUUUCCUGUACUAUAUCUUGCCUUUGGGUCUCUCACGAUAAUUUUUCCAUUUGCAUUGCCUUUCUUUCAUAUUCACAGCAAUUUCUUUCUCUAACCAAUACACUACCUUGUUUCAAUGUUUUCAGUGAAUGCUAUUUUGCAAUAUCGGUUAAUCAUAAUAAAACACAUUUGCCAUUUUUA